CCUAAACAAGGAAGGAGAAAGGAAGAUUGGAUUUGAUGACGCGCAAGAGUAGGAAUCGGAAACUUCUGUAUACCCAUCAAACACUCAUUGCGCAAAUUUAGCUCAAAAAAAACAUUAAAAUAAAACAAAAAACACACUCUCUUUCUCUCUUUUCUUUCUCUUUCUCUUUCUUCUUCAUUCUUCAAUCUUCAACCUCUCUCUUGUGGAAUUCACGAUGAACAGGUCUCAAGAUCAAAGGUCAAGACCUGCAAAACCAGCCACAAUUCAUUCAUGUGCUCUUUCAGGUGACCUCAUUGGUCUUCAGAAGCUACUUCGUGAUAACCCUUCUCUUCUCAAUGACAAAAACCCUGUUAUGGCACACACACCUCUUCAUGUUUCUGCAGGAAACAAUAGGGCUGACAUAGUUAAAUUUCUUCUUGAGUGGCAAGGAUCAGAGAGGGUUGAGAUAGAGGCUAAGAAUAUGUAUGGAGAAACUCCACUGCACAUGGCAGCAAAGAACGGAUGUAGUGAAGCCGCGCAGCUGCUUCUUGCACACGGCGCUUCUAUUGAAGCUAGAGCAAAUAAUGGUAUGACACCUUUACACCUUGCAGUUUGGCACUCAUUAAGAGCAGAAGAGUUCUUAACUGUGAAAACAUUGCUUGAACAUAAUGCAGAUUGCAGUGCUAAGGACAAUGAGGGAAUGACGCCUUUGAAUCAUCUUUCGCAAGGCCCUGGAAAUGACAAACUUAGGGAACUAUUAAACUGGCAUCUUGAAGAGCAGAGAAAGAGGAGAGCUAUUAAAGCGUGCAGCGAAACCAAAGCUAAAAUGGAUGAACUUGAGAAGGAACUUUCAAAUAUUGUAGGUCUUAAUGAUCUAAAAAUACAACUACGAAAGUGGGCGAAAGGCAUGCUUUUGGAUGAGAGGCGUAGAGCACUUGGUCUGCAUGUUGGCACAAGACGACCUCCUCAUAUGGCCUUUCUUGGGAAUCCUGGAACAGGUAAAACUAUGGUAGCACGCAUCCUUGGAAGAUUACUCCAUAUGGUGGGAAUUCUACCUACUGAUAAAGUGACAGAAGUACAACGGACCGAUUUAGUUGGCGAGUUUGUUGGUCAUACCGGUCCGAAAACCAGGAAGAAGAUCCAAGAAGCAGAAGGGGGAAUUCUUUUUGUCGAUGAAGCUUAUAGACUGAUACCUAUGCAGAAAUCAGAUGAUAAGGACUACGGGUUGGAAGCCUUGGAGGAGAUUAUGUCCGUCAUGGACAGUGGAAAAAUCGUAGUAAUAUUUGCAGGCUACAGCGAACCAAUGAAACGAGUAAUAGCUUCUAACGAAGGCUUUUGCAGACGGGUGACUAAGUUUUUUCAUUUUAUCGAUUUUAGUUCAGCGGAACUAGCAACAAUUCUUCACAUCAAGAUGAACAAUUUAGCAGAAGGUAGUUUGCUAUAUGGAUUUAAGUUGCAUUCCAAUUGCAGUAUAAAGGCCAUAGAAGCAUUGAUACAAAGGGAAACAACCGAAAAACAACGUAAGGAAACAAACGGCGGUUUGGUAGAUACCAUGAUGAUUAAUGCAAGAGAAAAUUUGGACCUAAGACUUAGCUUUGACUGUAUAGAUACAGAAGAACUUCUUACCAUUACAUUGGAAGAUUUAGAAGCAGGUCUUGGCUUUUUAGCACAGUAACCAUUCUUUGGCAAUUAGGUGUUUUGGAUUUUGGAGGAAUUCAGAUUGUGUGUAGUCAUGCAGUUUGGCACAUUGAUGGCCUUCGGAUCAAGAUCUGAUAGUGCAUAUUUCAAUGUGGAGUGUCUAUCUUGAUUCAACGAUCACCAAUGUGUCUGAUUGCACGACUGCGCGAGACUGUGACUGCAUACAACUCAGAUCUAUUGCAAGUUUGCAGCUGCACAAUGAGGAGCCUGUCAUGAAUUGAGUUUGCCAUAAUAGGUGGAUCCUUAUUUGUGAAGGGUUUUGUGUAGUUCAUUAUGUUAUAUAGAUUCUAUUGAUGCACUUUGCUUUUUUUUUUUUUUUUUUUAAUUAUUUUUUUAUUACUGGCCUUUCAUUGUAUUCUUUGUAUGUUAUUCAUUCUUAUAAGGCAGUAAUAGUUCUCUCUUUUAGUUUGUGGCUGUCCCUAAGUAUUUUAAUUAAUUAUUUUACAUUUAUGGUUUGUUAA
Molecule: messenger RNA, 2138 nt
Organism: Medicago truncatula (barrel medic)
Lineage: Eukaryota; Viridiplantae; Streptophyta; Magnoliopsida; Fabales; Fabaceae
Product: protein CfxQ
Exons: 6
Coding region: 215-1654 (479 amino acids)
Molecular function (GO): protein binding; ATP binding; ATP hydrolysis activity
Source: RefSeq, a predicted model, not a curated record